Messenger RNA from Dentiscutata heterogama, 223 nucleotides. The record is from the annotation of a GenBank genome assembly. Lineage: Eukaryota; Fungi; Glomeromycota; Glomeromycetes; Diversisporales; Gigasporaceae.
UAAAGAAUUUACAUGCCCAAAGGAAAAUGAUAAGAAUAAUCCUAAUGGACUUUACGCUAAUUCAAAAGACUGUUCUACAUUCUAUCAAUGCGCUAACGGUAUUCCGUAUCUGAUGAAUUGCCCUGAUGGUUUACAAUGGUGUACGAAACUAUUAAGAUGUGAAUGGCCUGAAAAUUCUGAUUGCGGUGCCAAAAACGGGACUAAAGAUAAGAACAGCAACUAG